Paramecium primaurelia is the source of this 380-nucleotide messenger RNA. The record is from the annotation of a GenBank genome assembly. NCBI's taxonomy places the organism in Eukaryota, Ciliophora, Oligohymenophorea, Peniculida, Parameciidae.
AAAGAUUAAAUUAUGAAAAAAAAUGAAAUCCAUAAAGAAUCAAAUUAGAACAUAUCAUAUGCAUAAAAACAUAAAGUAAUAAAAAAAACUAUUUAAAAUAGAAUAUUCAUUAACAAAACUCAUAAGGUUAUGAAGAUAAAAAUGAAAACCUUACAGAUUUAUUUAAAAUCAUUUAAUUGUAUUCUAAAUUUAAUUUUCAGAUAUAAACCAAAGAUAAUUAAUAUUGAAGCACCUUUGAAACCUUUCAUACCUGAUUACAUACCUAGGGUUUCAUUUCCAGAUCCCAUGUUAAAGAUACCUAGACCUGAUGGAAAAGAAGACUAUAUAGGUCUUAAAGUUUUUGUAUUUAAAUUCUUAAAGGUUAGAAUGAUGCAAAAUGA